CUUUUACUUCGUUCAUUCGUUCUGUUUUUCGCUGUGUUACAUCGCGUCGUUUGCAUUUGUUUCUGACAUUGUGUACUCAUUUAUUGAUUAAGUUUACAUAGGGGAAGAGAAUCAAUACCAUACAGUCCUGCGUACCUACUCCUUAUUUUAAAACGAUACUUAAAUAGUCAUGUAUUCAAUGAGAAAAUCUAAAACCAAGUUUUAAAUGUUUAAUAUUACGAGUAGGUUGUAAUUAAACAUCAAAAUGCAUCGACGAGGCGGGAAACGCAUUCGGAUGGAUGAUCCUCCACCGGAGUAUGUUAACCCUAUGACUCCAGCAACCCCUAUGACUGACUAUGGCGGGCAGUCUGUACAUGAACCAGAAACACCCAAUGUAAAUUAUUCUGGUUUUAAUGUGGGCGCCGUCGCAAAUUCUACCAUAGCAGAAGCACCUAGAGAAGAAAGUGAAGAUCAGACAGAGGAAGAGACGAGAUCACCAUCACCGGCCCCAACAAAACGAAUAACACGAAGCCGAGGACGAGGUGGUGAUGGUGGAUAUGUCGGCAGAUUAGCAGAGUCUCCUCCUCCUCCGCCUCUUCGACGACGUGGGCGCGGUGGCAGAGGACGAGGUCGGGGAAGAGGUGCUGCCCCACCGCCAGCAUACUCGCCGCCGCCCGUUCUACUGCCUGGGGAUGAUGAAAACAGUCUCUACAAUAUACUUCGCUUUAACAAAACAGCAAUAAAUCAAGUAGUGGACAUGUGGAUAGAGGAGUACAAGAGCAACAGGGAGAGUGCUCUGGUGCAGUUGAUGCAGUUCUUUAUCAACUCAUCUGGUUGUCGCGGCAAAGUCACCCCCGAUAUGGCGCAAAUGGACCACACACUUAUUAUUAAGAAGAUGACACAAGAAUUUGAUGAGGAAAGUGGGGAAUAUCCUCUCAUAAUGACAGGACAGACAUGGAAGAAAUUCCGCUCCAAUUUUUGCGAGUUUAUACAGACACUGGUGAAAAUGUGUCAGUACUCAAUUAUUUACGAUCAGUACCUGAUGGACAACAUCAUCUCCCUGCUCACCGGCCUCUCAGACUCGCAAGUGAGAGCUUUCAGACACACCGCGACACUUGCCGUGAUGAAGCUGAUGACGGCGUUGGUGGACGUGGCGCUGUUGACGAGCGUGAACUGCGACAACUGCCUGCGCCAGUACGAGGCCGAGCGGCUCAAGGCGCGGGACAAGCGCGCCAGCGAGCGCCUCGAGGUGCUGGUCGCCAAGCGCCAGGAGCUGGAGGAGAACAUGGAGGAGAUCAAGAACAUGCUCUCCUACAUGUUCAAAUCCGUGUUCGUGCACCGAUACAGGGAUACUCUGCCCGAUAUCAGAGCCAUUACGAUGUCAGAAAUUGGCAUUUGGAUGGAGAAGUUCCCUGCGCACUUUCUCGACGAUUUGUAUCUUAAAUAUAUCGGGUGGACACUUCACGACAAAGUCGGCGAAGUCCGGCUGCGAUGUCUGCAGGCGUUGCAGCCGCUUUACGAGUGCGAGGAGCUGAAGGGCAAGCUGGAGCUCUUUACGUCCAAGUUCAAAGACCGCAUCGUGUCCAUGUCACUGGACAAGGAGACCGAGGUCGCCGUGCAUGCCGUGCGGCUCGUCAUUGCCAUCCUCAAGAUGCACCCCGACGUGCUGACGGACAAGGACUGCGAGAACGUGUACGAGCUGGUGUACUCGUCGUGGCGCGGCGUGGCGGCGGCGGCGGGCGAGUUCCUCAACGUGCGGCUGUUCCGCGCCGACGACGCGCCGCCGCCCGCGCGCUCGCGCCGCGGCAAGGCGCGCCUGCCCAACACGCCGCUCGUGCGCGACCUCGUGCAGUUCUUCAUCGAGUCCGAGCUGCACGAGCACGGCGCCUACCUCGUCGACUCGCUCAUCGAGUCCAACCCCAUGAUGAAGGACUGGGAGUGCAUGACCGACCUGCUGCUCGAGGAGGCGGGUGCCGGCGAGGAGGCGCUGGACAACCGGCAGGAGUCGUCGCUCAUCGAGCUGAUGGUGUGCUGCGUGCGACAGGCCAGCACCGGCGAGCCGCCCGUCGGCCGCGGCGCCUCGCGCAAGCACCACCACAUGCUGUCCAAGGAGCAGGCCAAGAUGGUGAGCGACGACCGCGCCAAGAUGACGACGCACUUCAUGGUGACGCUGCCGGCGCUGCUCGACAAGUUCGGCGCCGACCCCGAGAAGCUCACCAACCUAGUGGCAAUCCCGCAGUACUUCGACCUCGAGCUGUACACCACGCAACGGCAGGAGGGCAACCUGACGCUGCUGCUGAACAAGAUCCGCGAGAUCGUGAAGGUGCAGACGGAGGCGGAGGUGCUGGAGACGUGCGGGCGCACGCUGGAGGUGCUGUGCGGCGAGCAGCACGCCGUGUACACGCGCUGCAACGUGGCGCGCGCCACCGUCACCGACAUGUGCGUCAACCGCUACAAGGAGGCCAUCGACGACUACCGCAGCCUCGUCGAGGGCGGCGAGACGCCCGACGCCGACGAGCUGUUCAACGUCAUCAACUCGCUGCGCAAGGUGUCCAUCAUGUACAUGUGCCACAACCUCAACGACACCAACAUCUGGGACUCGCUGUUCGAGGACCUGCCCAAGUGCGUGGGCGACGCCGACUCGGGUAUGCCGGCGCAGGCGCUGGUGUACGUGGUGCGCGCGUGCUUCUACUCCGUGCUGUGGUCGCUGCACGAGUUGGAGGAGCGCGGCGAGGGCGGGCCGCUGCGCGAGCGGCUGGCGGCCUACGCCGCGCUGUGCCGCGACGUGGUGGCGCGCGGGCGCUCGGCCGAGCUGCGCGAGGAGGCGUACAGCAGCCUGUGCGACCUGCUCAUCUUCUUCGCCGAGCAGCCCGGCGCGCGCCGCCCCGCGCUCGAGCCCGACGCGCCGCUCUGCGACCUGCUCAACGACUUCGUGCAGGAGUUCGUCUUCGUGCACCACAACUACGACGGUCAAGACGAGAGACGAAUCGAGGAGCUACACAAGCGACGCAACUUUCUCGCCGCCUACUGCAAGCUCAUCGUGUACAACGUGGCGCCCAUCCGCCGCGCAGCCGACGUCUUCAAGCACUACAUCAAGUGCUACAACGACUACGGAGACAUCAUCAAGGCCACGUUGAGCAAGGCGCGCGAGAUCAACAAGCUGAGCUGCGCGCUGACCAUGGAGCUGGCGAUGCAGGCGCUGUACACCGAGCUCGUGCAGCGCCACGCGUCGCCGCACCGCCAACUGCCAGAGUUCCUCGAGCUCAAGGAGCUGGCCAAGCGCUUCUCAGUCAUGUUCGGCCUGGACGCCGUCAAGAAUCGCGAGGCGCUGACGGCGCUGCAUCGCGCCGGAGUCUCCUUCGCCGCGCUCGACCCGCCGCGACACCUGUUAUUCCUCGAGCCGCUCGCGGAGUUCUCCGGCAAGCUGCUGCGUCAGGACAAGCGCGCCGUGCUCAAGUUCGCCGAGUCGCGCUUCUCGACGAUGCAGUGGGGCGAGGAGUGGGCGCCGCUGCUGGCCUACCGCAACUCGCUGCUGACGGACGUGCCCGACGAGCGGCCGCCGCCCGCGCGUCGCCACUACACGCGCCGCAACCGUGGUCAGAACGAGGAGGAGGAGGGCGAUGACAACGCAGACUCGGACGCCGAGCCCGUGUGAGCCGAGUGUUACUACGCGUCUUGUAGCGUCGCUUCGGGUCGCCUCGUGUCGCCUCGGGUAGUCUGUCGUCUACUGUUUUCGGGGGUCGUCUUAUGCCUUCUCGGGUAGUUUCGAGACGAUACGCGAUGAUCGAAGUAUCAUCGUCGUUUUGGUUGUAAAAACAUCUAUAUUUACAUUAUAACUUGUUCGCUUUGACUCCUGAAUUUGUAUAAAGCAUCAAAAUUAACAAUACAAUAAAAUAAGUGCCAAUGAAUAUUUAUAAAACUAUAUUGCACGAAAAUAAAAAGCGGGGCUACACCUGGUGUAGCCUAAAGUCUAUAUAUAGUUCAAUCCACGAAGACGCGCCCCACUAUUUUUCGUGAGGGAACAGCGCACCCCGGUGCGGGGCAUUCAAAAAGAGCACCCGUCAGACGGAUGCUCUUUUUGAAAGCGGAGGUGUAGUCGCCUAGAUUAGUUUACGCAGCGUCGAAUCUUCAGUCAUCAAGAAAGUAAGUACUUAAAAAAAAAUAGUUUUUUUUAAAUUUUACUAACAUUAUUCAUAUAAUAUACAAAAAAACGGAACAUUUUUUUUUCUUAAAAACCAGGCAUGAAAAUAAUAUGAAGUUUUAUGUAUAUUAUUGGUAAUUAUAAUGACAAUUAAAUGUAAUUAUUUUUUUCUAGCCAAGAGAAAUGUUGAAAGUAUAUGAUUUUGAAAAAAUAAUUAAAUAAUAAUUAUGCAGAAAUAAUUACCGAUACUAUAAAUGUCUGUAAUUCAUCGGAAGCUAAACACACGUUUCUGAAGUGUCGAUUCAGACUAAUAUGAUUUUUUUAAUUAAUAAUUAUUAAUAAAAAUUUAAUUUUUAUAAAACCGUUAUUAAGUUAUGGACUUCGAGGAUGUACUUCGUGUUAAGAUAUGGUGCCAUCAUCAUAAAUGGAUUCUACGCAGGGCCCACUCGAAAGUUUAAAUUGUAAUUAAAACUACUUGUAUUUAAAGAUAAAUAUUAUUAGCAAAAAAAAAUAUCACAAAAUACUGAACAUAGAAUAAAUUACAUCGUUAUUUAAAGUCGGUCAUAUAUAUUUAUUUGGGAAACAUACAGCAUAAUAUAAUACAUAAACGUUUGGUAACAAAAUGAGUCUCACAUAAGCCAACAAAGUUUCCACUUUUACAUUCAAACAUGGAGUGAACCUAACAAUAACAAGUUAUUUAACAAUUAAUUAAAUUUAAAAAGCAGAACAAAUAAAAAUAUAGGAAUAUUAAUCACAAAUACAGUUUUAAGGCUUCUAAGAACUUAAAUAAAUAAAAUGUAUAUACUCACCAAAAGGAAUAUAUUUAAUCGUUUAAAACUGAUAGCGUCGGUAAGCGACCGGCGCCUGCUCGACGACCCAAAGGACCACCGAACGGCGAACAACGUAGUGCUGCCAUCUCUCAAACAGCACAGAUAAUAAAUGUCGAAACAAUGAAUGCCGAUUCGAUAACUGUAAUUUAUUUUAUAAACCGAUUAGAUUUGGUAAAAUAAAUACAAUAUUUUAAUAAAAAUUAAAAUAUUGGAAAGUUAAAAUUUUUAGGGUUACAGUUAAUAAAGUAGUAGAGCAAGUUUCCAGUUGACUAUGAACCUCUUCGUGAUUUAAGUUGGUGUGCGCGCCGCGUCGCGACCGGCGCCGUCGUGGACUGGACUAUACAUAUGUACAUAUUGUUUAUAUUUUAAAUGUUUCUUUUAAAACAUAAAUAAACGUAAACUUUAUGAACAACAUUAUAUACAAUAAAGUGUUUACUUUUAAUAACAUUUAUUCUAUUAUAUACAACAAAUGUUGUUUAUGUAUAAAUAGCAGCGCUCGUACUACCGACGAAGUCAUUCCGUUCAUAAAAUAUGUUUUUGAAAAAAUGCCAUCUUAAUUCGAUUCCAAAGCUUCCGCUUCGAGAGUGCGGAAACAGCAUUCAAAAUCAGCAAUGUUUAUUUUAUUGUUAUUGAGUCGGUUAAUACUAAUAAUUACAACUAAUCAAUAAUUCUGGUUUUAAAUACAUUAUAUGUAAAACCAUGAGGCGACACGGGCAACUUUUAAUUUGUUCGUGUUAAAUUUAAGUGAAGAAAAUGUUUCUUCUCGACGUGGUGCCGUCCCUCGACAGCACUGGUUGUCUCGUUGAUGGUUUAGUUGUGUAUAAUAUAUUUUUAUAAUAAAGUUAUUUAAUAAACAAA
Molecule: messenger RNA, 5808 nt
Organism: Nymphalis io (European peacock)
Lineage: Eukaryota; Metazoa; Arthropoda; Insecta; Lepidoptera; Nymphalidae
Gene: SA1
Product: cohesin subunit SA-1
Exons: 13
Coding region: 245-3634 (1129 amino acids)
Biological process (GO): sister chromatid cohesion
Cellular component (GO): chromatin; cohesin complex; nucleus
Molecular function (GO): chromatin binding
Source: RefSeq, a predicted model, not a curated record